Amphibalanus amphitrite is the source of this 1962-nucleotide messenger RNA. RefSeq names its product cdc42 homolog. NCBI's taxonomy places the organism in Eukaryota, Metazoa, Arthropoda, Thecostraca, Balanomorpha, Balanidae. Gene Ontology annotation, molecular function: GTPase activity; GTP binding. The transcript has 6 exons. Gene Ontology annotation, biological process: small GTPase-mediated signal transduction. The coding region runs from base 286 to 861 and encodes 191 amino acids. The record is from RefSeq and is a predicted model, not a curated record.
GAGUGACGCAUCCGACGCUCCCAAGAAGUAAUGAUUGUCACAUUGUCACCGGGACAGCUAGAUAAAUGUUAUUUGGAGUAUAUUUAUAACGGAAAACGGUUGAAUUUUAUAGACCGUAGAAAAUAUAUGUGUCAUUUUCUUUGAAGUGUGUGCAUCACAUGCUGAUCGAGUGAUUGGAGCGUGCGUUUCACAAGCUUUAUCUUCAGCCUGGGAGGCAGAUAAAAAUCAAGAUAAUUUCCAGGUUGUUUUCCACUAAUUUUGCCCUGAGGCCUUACAGGUGUAACUAUGCAAACCAUCAAGUGUGUCGUUGUAGGGGAUGGUGCUGUUGGAAAGACCUGUCUGCUCAUCUCAUACACAACCAACCGCUUCCCAUCAGAAUAUGUGCCCACCGUGUUUGACAACUACGCUGUGACGGUGAUGAUUGGCGGCGAGCCGUACACGCUGGGUCUGUUCGACACGGCCGGUCAGGAGGACUACGACCGCCUGCGGCCGCUCUCCUACCCCCAGACGGACGUCUUCCUCGUCUGCUUCUCGGUCGUGUCGCCCUCCUCCUUCGAGAACGUCAAGGAGAAGUGGGUGCCCGAGAUAACGCACCACUGUCAGAAGACGCCGUUCCUGCUGGUCGGCACCCAGAUCGACCUGCGAGACGACGCCGCCACCAACGAGAAGCUCGCCAAAAACAAACAGCGGCCCAUCUCGCUCGAGUACGGCGAGAAGCUGGCCAGGGAGCUGCGAGCCGUCAAAUACGUCGAGUGCUCGGCGCUCACACAGAAAGGACUGAAGAACGUGUUUGACGAGGCUAUCCUGGCCGCCCUGGAGCCGCCCGAGCCGGCCAAGAAGAAAAAGUGCGCCAUCUUGUAAUUGAGCUGCCCGAUCGCGGCCACCGGCCGGCGCCGCACCGCUCGUUCUACACCACUGGUGGCUCGCUGCCGCAGAAGUUAGAGGACCGGCCUAACUGAAUAUGGAGAGGGGACUUCUAUGGAGCAAAACGAACGUCGACUCUGUCCGGCCGUCUCUGAAGAAUUGGUGACGUUAGGAACGGGAAAAGUGACGUCACAAAAAACAGUGACGUCAGCUACAGACUUGGCGAUCCGGCGCUGUUCUGAACCGUUUGUCGAUUCCCCGCGCCGGUAUCGUCUCUGUGCGGGAGCUGGUCCCGGCGCGGUGCGUCAUUUCUGUGGAAUUAUGGCAAUGAACUGGCGCCGGUGAGGGUUCAUUGUCGAUACGUCUCGCAUUUCCGCGUCCUGAGGUACUACACGCUCACAAUAUGCGCCAAGGCGCGCGGCGUCGGAUCAUUUCGCCUAUUAUGUGUGGUGAGCGGCUAUUUUUACGGCCGGAAAGAGGAUGCAGCCAGAUAAAUACUUAGUGCUAUCGUAUCGCAGAGGCUUGUAGGGGUGAGAAUGACAUGCUGCCGCCGUUUCACAAACAGCACGGUACUAAUUUAAUGCUAUAUUAUAACCCACUGUAUUGUUUCCAGUUAUCUGCUAUCUAUCGUCUCCCGGUGCUGUCCGCUGUCUGGUAUCAGAGUGUCGCCGCACUGGCGGUGACCGCCGGCCAACACACGUGCGCUGUCGUCUGUAUGUGCUUUCAGUCUUGAUGCUCGCUCACCGAAUUCCCAAGUCGGCUCAGCAGGUGCCGCGCAUUUUUACUUUAGUACUUUGAUGGGCUCCUAGCUGCCCGCCUCUCGGCUGGCGAGCCUGUCUAGUGGUCGGCGGGGGGGGGGGGGGGUCGCCCCGGGGAUGGAGGGGAGGGCGCCCGGGAGGGAGGGGUGACGCGGCGGUGCUACUGAUUCGGCCGCGUGUCCGCGCGCCCUGCUGGACGGCCGACGGUGUCACAAAGGAUGAUUUCGUUGCCCACUGGCGCUGCCUUGUUCGAGAGAGAUGGAUCGAAAUGGAACUGGUGUGCUGUCCGUAUUUGUAUCGGGAAUACAGAGGAGGCGCGGUCGGCCGCCGCCGCGGCAGA